AUGGCGUUUGCUUUCCACAAGCGCUCCCCUGAGAUGGUGUCGACCUUGGAAAAGUCAGACCCUGACGGACAGGAUCCUCCAGGCAAGAGAAGGAUGGAACCCGACCAUGCUGUGUCCACCAACAAGCACUUGACUCGACUGGUGAGGUUUUCGAUUCUGCAGGCACGACGAUCGUCCCAAUCUCCCAAAGCUGGAGGUACACCGACCAGUGGCAGUAGCAAGCCUCCAUUCCCCGUGGCAGGGGUACCUAGUCCUUCCCGUGGUUCUAGCAAUCAUCGUCAGCGCUCGCCGUCGCCCCGAUCCAGCACACCACCCUCACAGCAACAACAGCAAUCACCUUCUUCCGCAAAAUAUCCAUUCGCCUUUGGAAGUUUUCCACAAGACAAAGAACGCCCCUCGACAGAAGUUCAAUACCCGUACAACAAUGAUGCUCCUGGUCAAGUGAUCAGUCAAACAGGCAUGGUGGCUGGACAUGUAGUUGAUGUUCCAGCGGAUCCUCCCAUUGUAGUAGACUUGUCGGCUUCUCUCACUCUUAGUGUUGGAGAUGAGGAAGACCAGCGGUCUGUCUAUAGUGGAGAGAGCAUUAGUGACGGUUUAGAUGCGAUCAGUGCCCAAGAAGACCAUGAUCACGACGACAUGGACUUGUUACUGGCUCCGGAUUCGGGGUCAGCCGACGGACACUUGAUUAUGAACGAAAACAGCAGCGACGAAGUCUACAACAGUGCUGAAAUGUACAGUAGCAGCGGCAAUUACGAAGGAGCCUCUCAGAGCUCGGGCAUGAGCUCCACUUCCGACUCCAUCAUGAGGCGGGUCGAACAAGAAAUUGCCAAUGCGAGAAAGGCAUCCAACGAUGCACAAGCUCGUCUGGCAUAUUUCACACAAAAGCAGAAAGAAUUGACACCCGUCAUGACUGACAGCUAUUCUUUUGAUUUUGAGAACCUAGAGACCUCGGGAGAUUUGCACAACAUGCUCGAUGUUGGGAGCGAUGAAGCGGCAACGCCUCGUCAUCAAAACAAUCCCUCGGCCUGGUCCUCUCUGCGAGAUGACAACAAAAGUCCGAGGUCGCCGCCACCUCCCGGUAGUUAUCAUCAUGCAUCUCGUUCGCCGCCAGCUCGAAACUAUCAUUUUUCACCUCGUUCGCCGGUGCCUGCUCAACAUGCUCAAGAAGAUAGCUAUAACAAUGCCAUGGGAGUCAUCGGAAGGGAGUUUGAUACCAGCUCGGCGGAUGUCGAGGAGAAGGUAGAUAUUGAAGUAGUCUUGGCUCCAUCGCACAAUCAGAAUCCACAGCAGCGGGAUGAUCGCGAGCCGCAUCCACCACAGCCGCCGCAAUCGCCAACCUUCCGCGGCUUACACGCUGCUUCCAAGAAACAACAACGCAAUACGCCGCCACCACAGAGGUCCCCACGUGUACUCUCUCCAGGCCACCAACAAAGACUCCGGUCUCCAAGAGGACAACUGAAUAUGGAUGACAGCGUGGAUAUCGACGAAGCAGUGAUUUCAGCUGUGUUUAGUGAAAAGAGCAUCGAGUCCUUGCCCAUCAAAGAAAGCUUACACGAAGUGUUUAGUGAACCCAGCAUGGAUUCUCUGCCCACUCAGCCGACGCAAUCUAGCAUUGAGAGACCCGGUUCCAUAGACGCAAGCUAUACCGAGAGCCAAUCCCGCGCAAUGUCUCCAAGCUCCUUGUCUCAGAGGAAGCAGCAGUUCAUGUUGUCCCCAAACGGCAAGAACGCGACUAGUCCGUCGUCACAGCAUUCUCAGCAGCAGCAGAAACAACAACGUUCGUUGCAAUCUCACCUGAGCAUUGAGACAAGUGGAAGUGCCAGCAUAGCAUCGCCCAGGAACAGCGUAUGUUCUCCCAAGGCUAACAGCGUGUCGUCUCCACUAUCGAAUGUUGUGACCACUCCAAACAGUGGCACCUUUUCCCCUGGUCGUCGAUCAUCCAAGCUGCCUUCGACGCCAAGGGAUCCCGGCACACCCUCAUAUCGAGAACGCCUUGAAAACAAGUUGAAGAUCUUGGGGUCUCGAUAUCCUUCGUCGCCUCCAGCGAAGAGCCCCAACUCCAAGAAGGACGUCGACACGUCUCCAAUCAGUCACAAGAAGGCAACAGAACCUUCGCCCCUGCUAAUGAAAAGUCCAAACAACAGCACUUUGGCAGAUGAAAAUAAUCCAUCCGCUUUGAAAGACGAAGAGCGAACCUCGAAGUCUUCGUCACCGCCAGUGGCGCUGAGGCCAAAGGGUGGAAGCUACGAUGGGUUGGAAACCAGAAUCAAGGAUUUGUUAGCUCGCACACUUCAGCCUACUAUUCCCGCGGAAUCCCAGCAGCAACCAAGCGAAAAGGAUAUCGAGUUCACUACAUCGCCAUCGGCAGAGCUUAAGGCGAUUAAGAAGCUUCUUGAACAGGGUGUCGCCUCUACUGAUGCCAAAGAAGGCCGAAAGAGAGGCCAGCGGGAUGAUAAGAUAACCGGUACACCCUCUGGCGAGGUUGAGGUAGUUGGGUCUCUUGAUGCGGAACAAGAAGAAGAAGAGGUGGAGGACGAAGAAGAGGACUCACAAACGCAAGAUUUGACGUUUCCAGAGCUUGUUGCCUCUACCGAAGAAGGGCAAGAAUUGACCGCUGAAGCAUCUGCAGAUGGAUCUGUCGUGAUUGUGACGCACUUGUCAACAUCGAGAUCUCAUGAGUCAAAGUCUGAUGAAAACGGAAUUCGGUUGCUCCAUCGAUCCACGGGACCGGUGCCCGCAGUGCUGGAACCCUCUGGCGAAACAAAGGAAACAAAAGAUACAAAGGAACCCUCAGUGACUUGUAGCACAAGCGAAGAGAUACUUGAGCAUCUGGAUUCGUUUUCGCAGUCAAACGAAUUCAAAAUUAAGUCCAAGAGGUCCUCGAAGUCGGGUUCCCCCAGAUCUUCGCCGACGCCAGAAUUCAAGGAAUGUGACGGUCAAGACAGCAACCCUGCGCAAGAGCUCGAGGAGCCACCAGCUGAUGAGGUUGUAGAAGAUGAGUUCCCAUCGCUCGAGCAGAGUGACAGCAAGCCCAAGAAAGGAACUCUUUCUGCACUAACAAGGCUCUUCGAAAGAAAAACCACAACACCACCCGCAAAGCCUGUAGCAACACCCAAGCGAAUAGUUACUCCAAGAAGAAUUUCAACACCCUCAGAAUUCACAUUCACGAUGCCAAAGGAUGCCCCAGCGCUCAAAGAAGUCCCGAAGGUCAAGGAAGUGCCAGGGCAAAGGGAAGUCCCGACGCCCAAGGAGAAUCUAACACCCAAGGAAAGCCCCAAAAGCGAGCAAAUUCCACCGUCUUUGGAAACCGUGCCUCCAAAGGAACUCACCAAAUCAGAUCCGUUGACUCAAGAAGACCUCAGCGACCGUAAGGAGGCAAAAGCAGACUCAGAAAAGCAAGCAACACAACAAAGCAACGAAUGGAACGAUGAAGGGAUCGAAAUCGAAGACACCGAAUUUCCCAUGCCCGUUUCUGAAGUCCCCAAGCCUAAGGAUCCUAUUGUGGAAGUGGAAGUUCACGCGCCUGAUGAACCCGCUACUGAAGCAGCCAAGGCUCCAGAAGUAUCCAAGCCUAUAGUUCAACACAACCAGAUAAAAUCCGAAGAAGAAGUGAACGGUGGAUUUCACAUCAAAGUCACAAUCAAAAGUGGCGACCCCACUUUGAAACCAACAACAGCAACAACCGCAAGCGUAGCAAAUGUUCACGAGAAGUCCGUUAACCCAAGUGAACAGAGUCCAUCUGAUGAUCAGAGCCCUGGUGAACAGGGUCCGUCUGUGGUGACGAAGAAGACCCCUUCUGUAUUGAACGCUGCUUUGUGCCGACCGUCUACCACAGACAACAAGGAUCGCAAGAUCAAACAGGGCAAGAAUCGUAAGAAGUAUCUUGCCAAGAAAGCCGCCUUGGCAGAGGAAGAAAAGCUGCAAGCAGAAAUCAAUGACACGACACAGACGUCCUCUGGCGAAGGGCCCAAAAACUUGGCAGUGAACGCUUCCUCUAGUGAGGCCUCCGUUCAUUCGGGGGAAAACACGACAUCAAACCAGGCUUCGAUACACCUAGAAGUAAACGCGUCUUCAAGUCAAGCCUCACUGAUUUCAACGGCAGCCGUAAAUGCCACCUCAAGUCAAGCUUCACACUCGGUCAAGGCAUCCUCCAGUCAAGCCUCCGUUCACUCUCGCGAACAAGACUUUGUCUCGUCAACUUCAAGUGCAGGAGACAUCAGCGAUUCUCGUCCAUCAGUGUCAGACGAUGUGCAUGAUUACUCAUAUGAUGCCGACGUUGCAAGCGACUGCGGUGAGGAAAAGGAAGCAAAAAAGGCCCCUGCACGAGUCGUGAAUCUAAAGGAAGCGCCGUCACCACCCAGUCAUGAAAGCCAUGAAGAACCGCGUGAAACGCCUUCUGGCGACAAGAACAUGCUAGCAAGCAUCAUGACCUCAAGCAGCACUUCUCAAACGGACGCGCUGCCUCCGAAGCCGCCGCUUAGCAAUAGGACGUCUAUUGAAUCCAAGGGGGUCCCCCCUAUUCCUCCUGGUAACAGGGUCAAAACUGUUUCGCUGCAAGCUCCACCGACACUUGUUCGAGACAACGACAGGAGGGCGCCAUUACCUCUCAGCAAAUCGAAUACAUCCCGGCAAGAUCGAAAGAUCAGAUUUCGAGACCCAUAUCCCACCCCCAAGCCUUGCCGGAAACCUCGUAGCACCGAAGAAAUUCAACGUGAUUAUUCGUGCAGACCCACAAAAGCUGACAAAAAGACUCGAUGGAAGGAGCCCAAGGGCGAUCUCAAACGCCUCCUCGUUGCCGCACUGGAUUCUUCGCUGUCCCGAAGGAGUAAUGCAUGCGGCGCGCUGAAGGUUAUCUCCAAACUCGAAAAGAACAAAGUCAUUCUUGUCCGAACCACUGGAUUUCUCGAAGCACUUGUUUUCGUUGCGACGGACGAAGUGUCGUCAAGUGAACCAGACGCGAAGGAGGACGCCCGAGCACGCGCAAUCUCGUGUAUAUACAAUGUUUCACACGCCAAGGAGAAUCGAGUGAUCGUAUGCACACACCCUGGGCUUCUUGAGUGUCUCGUGAGAACAAUCAAUGAAGACCGCGGAGAAGCAAGAAUGGAAGCGUGCGGUGUUUUGGCGCAAUUGGCCAAAAGCGCCAUGUGCCGUGAUGUCAUGGUCGACGUUGAGGAGUUGCUGUCCACACUUGCAAGCGUUUUGAAGGGGACCAUUGACCCGGAAGAAAAGGCAAUGCCCAGCAACAACGUCCUCUCCCAAGACAUCACCGAAGAGGUCCCAUCUUCGUAUUCUGAAAUGUCCUCAGUACUGUCCGAGGAGCAUAUUCCUUUCCCAAAGAACACAGGCAGCCCUUCGAGCAAGUCUGAGCGCUACGAUAUGCACCCCAACUGUUCCAUCAGAAAGCAAAAGAGUGAAAUGUAUGACCAGUACUAUGACUUAGCCAGGCUAAGUGCUUGCGCAGCCCUAGUUCACUUGUCGAAGCAGUGUUCCGUCAUGGACCAUUUCUGUUCAAACGUGUUCCUGCUCGAAAGUAUUAUUCACGUUGCCCGGGAUUUUGACAGCAAGCUACAUGGCAAAUGCCUUGAAAUCCUCUGCAACGUUUCCAGGCUUCCUGGAAACACCACAGAAAUGACGCGCUUCCCAGCGCUUGUCGACACGCUCUUGAGAGCAUGUACGUCGACCGAGGCACAAGAUCGUGUCUGGGCUCUCCGUACGCUGCAGAACAUGUCGUCUGAUGCGGCUAGCAAGUCCACACUGGCGACAAGCACGUUAUUGACUUUACUCAUCAACUGUGUUACGAGCAAAAAGACCGAUGAACAGCAUGCAGCAAUGGCAACUCUCCUGAAUCUUUCAACUGAUCCCAGUGCAGUGGUACCAAUCACGAGCACCAAAAACGUUCUGGCAACCUUGGUUUACCUUGCCCACAAUGCCGAUUCAACUUCCGAUAUCCGUCGCAUGGCGUGCAAUGCUUUGGCCACCGUGGGUCUCUGGCUCCAAACUGUAUCAGGGUUUGGAUCCAUCCCAGAAGAGACACGACGAGUUCUACUGCCAUCACACAAAACAACCGGAUGGGAAAUUUGGGACUAGUGAAGUGCACGCAGUGUCAUUUUGAACAACUGUGGGCAACUUCGUCCUACUUCCGAUUCCGGCCACUCGUUCUUCCUUGUGUGUUUGUGUAGACUAUAAUGAUUUAUCGAAGUUUUCAUUUGCGGCU
Messenger RNA from Seminavis robusta, 6214 nucleotides. NCBI's taxonomy places the organism in Eukaryota, Bacillariophyta, Bacillariophyceae, Naviculales, Naviculaceae. The record is from the annotation of a GenBank genome assembly.